AAUCCCACAGACAGAAUCACAGAACCGGAGAGAAAUAGAGAGAGAGAUAGAUAGAGAGAGAGAGAGAGAGAGAGAGAGAGAAGAGAUUGACCGCCAUUGAAGCACUGCUUCUUAUAUCUAAUUCGCAAGAAAAUUCCCCAAACAUAUUCCCCAUUAUCCAAUCUCGACCGUUUUCCUGAACCGAACGAUCCGGUUCAACACUGUCACGGUUCAACACUGGUCAAAUUAAGAUAAUUGGAGGUGUAACCGGUUCAAUUGGAUUUUCUCCUUUGUGUUUACUUCGCUCAAUGGAGCAAACUACGGGAGGAUUGCGCGGAUCCGUUCACGACGGUAUCACAUUCGAGUCCAUUCAAUUCAACGAAGAAAUCCAAGGAAUCAUGGCGCCGGCGCCGGCGCCGGAAAACGCCAGCUCAUUCACCGCGCUGCUUGAGCUCCCGCCGACGCAGGCCGUCGAGCUCCUUCACGCGCCGGAUUCCGACGCUCGGAAACCGCCUAGUUGCCACGUCGGCAUGAAUCAGAAACCCUAUCUGCUCAACUCUUUCAGUGGCAAUUUGACUUUCCCUUCCAACGCCGCCUUAAUCGAACGCGCCGCCAAAUUCUCCGUGUUCGCCGGCGAUAACUCUCCGCCGCCGGGGGAGGCGCUCUUGGUCCCCGCCGGGUCCGGUUCGAAUUUGGAUAAGGUGAAGAACGAGCCGCAAGAGACUGAUUCGAACCCCUGCUCGACUCAGGGGUGCGUUUCGGAUCCCGCGGUUGAGAACAAGAAUCAGAGGACCGCGAAGAGAAAAGAGAGAGAGAAGAAGGUGAAAGGGUCGUCGAAGAAGAGUAAGAGCGUCGCCGAUGAGUCCUCCGGUGACGGCGAGAAGCUUCCUUACGUCCAUGUUCGAGUUCGUCGAGGUCAAGCCACAGACAGCCAUAGCUUGGCAGAAAGGGCUAGGAGAGAGAAGAUCAAUGCUCGCAUGAAGCUUUUGCAAGAGCUGGUCCCAGGCUGCGACAAGAUAUCAGGAACGGCAUUGGUUCUGGAUGAAAUAAUCAAUCAUGUGCAAUCUCUACAGCGUCAAGUGGAGAUCUUAUCAAUGAAACUGGCAGCAGUUAACCCAAGAAUUGAUUUCAGCCUUGACAGCUUAUUGGCCACUGAUGGGGCAUCUCUAAUGGACAGUAACUUACCUAGCAUGGUUACACCUCCCAUGUGGCCAGAAAUCCCACUCAAUGGUAACCGACAGCAUUAUCAACAACAGUGGCAAUUCGACACAUUUCACCAACCACUAUGGGCGAGAGAAGACGACAACCAUAAUUUCAUGACUCCAGAAAACUCACUUUUAAGUUAUGACUCGUCGGCAAACUCAGGUGGGGAUUAGAAUUGUUUUCGGUAUUUUGAUGGGAUAUUGUCAUAACGGAAAUCAUAUGGGAAUCUUGGAUGGAUGCUCACUCAUAAGUAAUAAAUGGAGGAUUCCAGUCUGUUAAUUGAAGUUACAUAUUGGUGGAAAGGAAUUAAUUCAAAUACUAAUUACAGAACAUCUCUGCACUCAAAUCAAUUGAAGAUGGAACUGUGAAAGCGUACAGAAGUCGAACCAGUAGCUAUCAGCCCAGUAGUGUAUAUAUCAAAUAUAGUAUUCGCAGCUAGCAGUGAUUUGAGCGGUCUCAACAUUUAGCAGGGUUUCCAUGUCUUCUAUUUGUCAGAGUCAGUUGGAAACCUGUAUUUUCUUCGACCAGAAAGGUAGAAGAAUUGGUAUGCUAUCCUUAUAUAAUAUUAUUAUUACUAUGUAUACUAACUAUAGGGGUCAUUCAAUCCAUGAGGUGAUUGAUUUAAGAUUGUAAAAUCAUAGAACGGACUGUUACUGAACUAUCAUGGGAGUGAGUUACUUUUUUUAUUGAAUGCUACUUAGAUGAUUGGCUUUU
Messenger RNA from Abrus precatorius (Indian licorice), 1896 nucleotides. RefSeq names its product transcription factor bHLH48-like. Gene Ontology annotation, molecular function: protein dimerization activity; DNA-binding transcription factor activity. The record is from RefSeq and is a predicted model, not a curated record. The transcript has 8 exons. Bases 288 to 1355 code for a protein of 355 amino acids. Gene Ontology annotation, cellular component: nucleus. Lineage: Eukaryota; Viridiplantae; Streptophyta; Magnoliopsida; Fabales; Fabaceae. Gene Ontology annotation, biological process: regulation of DNA-templated transcription.